This is a messenger RNA of Ceutorhynchus assimilis (cabbage seed weevil), 1605 nucleotides long. The record is from the annotation of a GenBank genome assembly. NCBI's taxonomy places the organism in Eukaryota, Metazoa, Arthropoda, Insecta, Coleoptera, Curculionidae.
AUGUUGGUACGCCUAUUGAAAAAUCAUUUGAAAAUAUCCGCAAAGCAGGUAAUUUCUCGGAAUUAUGUCGAGACCGCAGCUCAUUCAAUCAAAACCUAUGAAAAAAUCAAACAAAAACGCGAGGAGGCUUGGACAGGAGGAGGACAACAUAAAAUUGACACACACCAUGAAAAAGGAAAACUAACAGCAAGGGAAAGAAUCCUACUUUUUUGUGAUGAUGAUAGUUUUGUUGAAUACGACAUGUUCGUUGAACACACCUGCACUGAUUUUGGAAUGGAUAAAAUGAAGUUUCCUGGAGAUUCGGUAGUAACAGGACACGGACUAGUCCAUGGAAGACCACUAUUCAUUUUCAGUCAAGACGCCACCGUAUUCGGAGGUUCUCUAUCCAGCGUUCAUGCUAGGAAAAUUUGCAAAAUCAUGGAUCAAGCCAUCAGCGUCGGUGCGCCUGUAGUAGGACUCAACGAUUCUGGGGGUGCGAGGAUUCAGGAAGGAGUUGAAUCUUUAGCAGGAUACGCGGAUAUUUUCCAGAAAAAUGUGUUGGCAUCUGGAGUAGUUCCACAGAUAUCUCUCAUAAUGGGCCCUUGUGCAGGUGGUGCAGUCUAUUCCCCAGCCAUCACAGAUUUCACUUUUAUGGUUGAAGACACAUCUUGUCUCUUCAUUACUGGCCCUGAUGUAAUAAGAUCAGUAACAAACGAAAAUGUAACUUCUCAGCAAUUGGGAGGUUCAAAUAUCCAUACGGAAAUCUCUGGAGUUGCUCAUAAGUCAUUCGAAAAUGAUAUAGAGGCUUUAUUACAGUUAAGGGAGUUUAUGGGAUUUUUGCCUCAGAGCAAUAAAAGUCCUGUUCCGAUAAGAGUUUGCGAUGAUCCGUGUGAUCUGGAUGUACCGAUUCUUGAAACUAUUGUGCCUAGAAUCACUACAGCUCCCUAUGAUAUGUUGGACGUCAUUUUAGCUAUAGUAGAUGAAAGAGACUUUUUUGAAAUUAUGCCCAAAUACGCCGAAAACAUGAUUGUCGGUUUUGCUAGGAUGAAUGGAAGAACUGUGGGGAUUAUUGCUAAUCAGCCAAAAGUAGCUGCAGGUUGUUUGGAUAUAAAUGCUGCUGUAAAGGCAGCAAGAUUCGUAAGAUUUUGUGAUGCUUUCAAUAUAUCUUUAAUUACACUAGUGGACGUGCCAGGAUUUUUGCCUGGAGUCCAUCAGGAACAUAAUGGAGCUAUUAGACACGGAGCCAAAUUGUUGUUUGCUUAUGCUGAAGCUACUGUACCAAAAUUGACUGUUAUUACACGAAAGGCUUAUGGUGGUGCCUACAUAACAUCGUCCUCAAAACACUUGAGAGGAGAUGUGAACUACGCCUGGCCAUCAGCAGAAGUAGCGGUAAUGGGUGCAAAAAGUGCAGCCUCGGUUCUGUACAAAAACAAACUAAACAUUGAAGAAUUAGAAAAAGAAUAUAUUGAGAAAUUCGCUAGUCCAUUUCCUGCAGCUCAAAAAGGCUACGUAGAUGAUAUUAUUGAACCUAAAACUACACGUUGGAGAUUGUGCAGGGAUUUAAAUCUUCUUGCGACGAAAAAACUGGAAAAUCCUCCUAAAAAACACGGAAAUAUGCCUUUAUGA